UCUCUCUCCCUCUCUCUCUAGCUCUCUCUCCAUCUCUCCGAUUGAGUUUCAGAGCUGUCACGUCUCACGUGUCAAGUUCGAAGCUGCAAGAGAAAUGGGUCUUCCUUUGAUGAUGGAGAGAAAAUCAAACAACAACAACAAUAACGUCGUCGAGCUUUCUCGAGUUGCUGUUUCAGACACACAUGGUGAAGACUCACCUUACUUUGCCGGCUGGAAAGCUUACGACGAGAAUCCUUACGACGAAUCACAUAACCCUUCCGGUGUCAUACAAAUGGGUCUCGCCGAGAAUCAGGUCUCAUUUGAUCUUUUAGAAAGUUACUUAGAGAAGAAGAAUCCUGAAGGUUCGAUGUGGGGAUCAAAAGGAGCACCUGGCUUCAGAGAAAACGCACUGUUCCAAGAUUACCACGGUCUCAAAUCUUUCAGACAAGCCAUGGCUAGCUUCAUGGAACAGAUUCGUGGAGGUUUAGCUAGUUUCGAUCCUGACCGUAUCGUCCUCACCGCCGGAGCCACCGCCGCUAACGAGCUCUUAACUUUCAUCCUCGCCGAUCCCAACGACGCCCUUCUCGUUCCCACACCGUAUUAUCCAGGAUUCGAUAGAGAUUUGAGAUGGAGAACCGGAGUGAAAAUUGUACCGAUCCAUUGCGACAGCUCGAACCAUUUCCAGAUAACCACAGAGGCACUCGAGGAAGCAUACCAAACGGCUCGUGACGCAAACAUUAGAGUCCGAGGAGUGCUCAUAACCAACCCAUCGAACCCAUUAGGCGCGACGGUCCAAAAGAAGGUUCUUGAAGAUCUCCUUGACUUCUGCGUACGCAAGAACAUUCACUUGGUAUCAGACGAGAUCUACUCCGGCUCGGUCUUCCACGGCUCCGAGUUCACCAGCGUAGCCGAGAUCGUAGAGAACAUCGAUGAUGUGACAGUCAGAGAACGUGUCCAUAUCGUGUACAGCCUCUCCAAGGAUCUUGGUCUUCCCGGUUUUCGAGUAGGUACUAUCUACUCGUACAAUGAUCAUGUUGUGCGGACAGCGAGAAGGAUGUCGAGUUUUACGCUUGUCUCGUCUCAGACACAACACAUGUUGGCUUCUAUGUUGUCGGAUAAGGAGUUUACGGAGAAGUACAUUAGGAUAAACCGGGAAAGGCUUAGGAGACGGUACGAGACAAUUGUGGAAGGGCUUAAGAAGGCAGGGAUAGAGUGUUUGAAGGGCAACGCAGGGCUGUUCUGUUGGAUGAAUUUAGGUUUCUUGCUGGACAAGAAAACGAAAGAUGGCGAGCUCGAGCUUUGGGAUGUGAUCUUGAAGGAACUGAAGCUGAAUAUUUCGCCAGGAUCUUCGUGUCAUUGCUCGGAGUUUGGAUGGUUUAGGGUUUGUUUCGCUAAUAUGAGUGAGAAGACUUUGGAGAUUGCGUUAAAGAGAAUACAUGAGUUCAUGGACGGACGAAGGAGGUUUUGAAUUGACAAAAAAAGUAAAUUAUAAGUCCGGGAAUUUUUUUUGUUUUUGGUGGUUAAUACAUGGGGUAAGGGAAAAUUAUUUUUCUGGUAAAGAGAAGAUGAUUAAUUGAAAUCCAUUGAUGGAAAGUGGAUUUCGAUUUAUUUCUCUUUUCCAGAUACUAUUGUUUGUUUUCUUGCUUUAGAUGAAGCAAGUUAAUUUCACGUACUCAUUAAGGUUGAUUUAUAAUA
Messenger RNA from Eutrema salsugineum, 1674 nucleotides. RefSeq names its product 1-aminocyclopropane-1-carboxylate synthase 7. The coding region runs from base 95 to 1447 and encodes 450 amino acids. Gene Ontology annotation, molecular function: transaminase activity; pyridoxal phosphate binding. The record is from RefSeq and is a predicted model, not a curated record. Lineage: Eukaryota; Viridiplantae; Streptophyta; Magnoliopsida; Brassicales; Brassicaceae. The transcript is spliced from 3 exons. Gene Ontology annotation, biological process: amino acid metabolic process; biosynthetic process.